Molecule: messenger RNA, 942 nt
Organism: Meriones unguiculatus (Mongolian gerbil)
Lineage: Eukaryota; Metazoa; Chordata; Mammalia; Rodentia; Muridae
Product: olfactory receptor 1J1
Exons: 1
Coding region: 1-942 (313 amino acids)
Biological process (GO): G protein-coupled receptor signaling pathway
Cellular component (GO): membrane
Molecular function (GO): G protein-coupled receptor activity; olfactory receptor activity
Source: RefSeq, a predicted model, not a curated record
AUGAGGCUCAGGAACCAGAGCAGCGCAUCCGAGUUCCUCCUCCUGGGGCUCCCCGUCAGACCAGAGCAGCGGGGCGUCGUCUUCACGCUGUUCCUGGCCAUGUACCUGACCACGGUGCUGGGGAACCUGCUCAUCAUGCUGCUCAUCAGGCUGGACUCCCGCCUCCACACCCCCAUGUACUUCUUCCUCAGCCACUUGGCCUUCACGGACAUCUCCUUCUCGUCCGUCACCGUCCCAAAGAUGUUAACCAAAGUGCAGAACCAGUACAUACCUAUCACCUACGAGGGCUGUGUUUCACAGACGCACUUCUUCAUAUUCUUUGCUGACCUGGACAGUUUCCUCAUCACUUCGAUGGCCUAUGACAGGUAUGUGGCCAUCUGUCACCCUCUACAUUACAUGGCCAUCAUGAGGCAGAGCCUGUGUGCCACGCUGGUAGCUGUGUCCUGGGCCGUAGCUUUUGCUUGUGCCCUUUUGCACACUCUCCUCCUAGCCCAGCUUUCCUUUUGUGCUGACCGCACUGUCCCCCACUUCUUCUGUGACCUGGGGGCCCUGCUCAAGUUGUCCUGCUCUGACACAUCCCUCAACCAACUGGUAAUCUUCACAGCAGGCUUGGCCGCCAUUAUGCUUCCACUUCUGUGCAUCCUCGUUUCUUACGGCCACAUUGGGUUCACCAUUCUCAAGGUUCCCUCAACCAAGGGCGUCUGUAAAGCCUUGUCCACUUGCGGGUCCCACCUCUCGGUGGUGGCCCUUUACUAUGGCUCAAUUAUUGGUCUCUAUUUUCUGCCCCCAUCCAACAGUACCAGUGACAGGAAUGUAAUUGCUUCAGUGAUGUACACAGUGGUCACUCCCAUGCUGAACCCUUUCAUCUACAGCCUGAGAAAUAAAGACAUGAAAGGGGCCUUAAGAAGACUCUUGAGUAAGAAGACAGAGUUUUCCAGAUGA